AUGGCUUCUUGCACGUCGCCCAUGCGUCUGUCAGUGAAUACAGCGCAUGCGAAGCGCAGCCCGCCACACUCUCCCCCAGCAGACUCGGCCUUGACUCCACCAGUCACCCCCAUUGGCAAGGGCACAUCUCGACCUCGGCACUCGACCUCUCCGGUAGAAGAUCCGUCUUCAGAGCCACUCUCCGCGGCCACGAGGAGGAACGUCGGUACCCCCCUCAUCUUCCCGGGUGAAAUUGAUAUUUGCCAUGAUCAAAGUAGCCGGCCGUUCGAAUUUGGCCGUGGCGCAUGGAGUAUCGUAUAUAGAGCCCGGUGUAUCCAGAGUCAACCGACGGGCCCUCUCCACACGCCUCCGAGCUCCCCGGCCACCGUAGGCCGCAUUUUGGCAGUGAAAGCGCCGCUGCGCCGUGAUGCGCACAAGGUUCUCCAGAGCGAGGCUCUGACGAUGACUCGCCUGAGUCUGAUCCCCGGGUGUGAAGAUUACGUCGUUCCCUUUCACGGGUUUCUUCCUGAAUACGAUGCGCUGGUGAUGUCUGCGGUUCCGCUCGCAUUAUCCACGUUCAUUGAGGACCAAGCCGAUCUACGCAAACAGUUCCCUUCCACCGCCACGAUGUUUGAACCAGUCCAGGGCCCCGACUCGUGGCGCGAUAUGGCGCGCAAAUUGAUCACUUGCCUGGCCUGGCUGCACGAUACGGCUGGCAUGGUUCACGGCGAUAUCAAGCCUCACAACGUGCUUCUUCGACCAGUCACCACGGACUCGCCGGAGGCCUUUCCAUACGAGCCGCUCCUAGCAGACUUUUCCUCUGCCUAUGAAAUCCCCCGGGACUCGAACUCGACUUCGAGUGCGAACCAAGCGGCCAUGUCAGCCUUCACGCCCCCCUUUACGGCGCCGGAGCUACUUUCCCUCGCAUCGCUCCGAUCCGGCGAGAUUGCCCCGUUACCCUCAUCAGAUGUCUUCUCUCUUGCCGCGACGUUGAUUGCGGCGGCGACGGGCGACCUGCUUCUGUAUCCUGGUUCCAACAAUUUCCAGCGUCUGGCCAUGGCCAAGGACGGUCAUCGAAUUUUAGAUUUUACGCGCGCGGGCUCAAACGGGUGCCGCGUACCGCGUUACGGUUUCGUUGAGAAGCUCGUGCAGCCGGCUGUGGUCAAAGAUCCUACGCAGCGGAUUCUCACGAGUGACUGGGUGACUUUGGCGUCUUCCUAA
Penicillium oxalicum is the source of this 1200-nucleotide messenger RNA. Its product is annotated as protein kinase domain-containing protein. Gene Ontology annotation, molecular function: ATP binding; protein kinase activity. Bases 1 to 1200 code for a protein of 399 amino acids. Gene Ontology annotation, biological process: protein phosphorylation. Lineage: Eukaryota; Fungi; Ascomycota; Eurotiomycetes; Eurotiales; Aspergillaceae. The record is from RefSeq and is a predicted model, not a curated record. The transcript has a single exon.